This is a messenger RNA of Dromiciops gliroides (monito del monte), 2801 nucleotides long. It is a transcript of the gene STRBP, whose product is annotated as spermatid perinuclear RNA binding protein. Gene Ontology annotation, molecular function: single-stranded RNA binding; double-stranded RNA binding. The record is from RefSeq and is a predicted model, not a curated record. NCBI's taxonomy places the organism in Eukaryota, Metazoa, Chordata, Mammalia, Microbiotheria, Microbiotheriidae. Gene Ontology annotation, cellular component: precatalytic spliceosome.
CCCCGCUAGCCGCCAGAGCAGCCGCGGCAGCAGCAGCAGCAGUAGGAGCCGGAGCCGCCGCCGCUAGACCGAGGAGCCGGAGCUGAGGAGGCGGCGGCGGCGGCGGCGGUGCGGGGAGCCCAGAGGGAGUCCGGGUUUAGGCCCGGCAGCGGGAACUGGGCGCCGGCUCGGGUGUUUUCCAGAGAGUAGUUCUUGGGGCACCUUUGCCACAUUAACUCAGUCUGUCAGAGCACUGAAAGGCUUAUGAGGAGGUUCUGUCUUACAAAGCAGUGUCUAUUGAAGACAACAAGGAAGAGGGAAAAAGAACGGAAAAAAGAAGCUAAAACAUUUUAGCAAACCAUGAGAUCUAUCAGAUCUUUUGCUAAUGACGAUCGCCAUGUUAUGGUGAAACAUUCAACAAUUUAUCCAUCUCCAGAGGAACUUGAAGCUGUGCAGAACAUGGUAUCUACUGUUGAAUGUGCCCUUAAACAUGUCUCAGAUUGGAUGGAUGAAAUGAGUAAAUCUGGGAAGACAGAGGGAGAUGCAGAUGUGAAAAAGGAUGAGGCUGGAGAAAACUCUGCCAAGUGAGAUCAAGGUGGCCGGACACUCUGUGGUGUAAUGAAAUUGGCUAUUGCAAAAGGCUUGCUGAUAAAAGAUGAUAUGGAUCUUGAGCUGGUUCGAUGUGGCAAAGAUAAACCCACAGAAACUCUAUUACACACUGUCAAAGACAACUUGCCUUUUCAGUUUCAGAAACUUACAGAAGAGAGAUAUGAAGUGGAGCAGUGUAUAAAAGAGGCGUCUAUUAUUAUCCGAAAUACAAAAGAGCCAACGUUAACGCUGAAGGUGAUACUUACUUCCCCUUUAAUUAGUGAAUUGGAGAAGAAAGAUGGAGAAAAUGUUUCGAUGAAAGACCCUCCGGACUUAUUGGACAGGCAGAAAUGCCUGAACGCCUUGGCGUCUCUCCGACAUGCCAAAUGGUUUCAGGCAAGGGCCAAUGGACUAAAAUCAUGUGUAAUUGUCCUCCGCAUUCUGCGUGAUUUGUGCAACAGAGUACCCACAUGGGCUCCGUUAAAAGGAUGGCCACUAGAGCUUAUAUGUGAAAAGUCUAUAGGUACCUGUAAUAGACCUUUGGGCGCUGGGGAGGCUUUGAGACGAGUAAUGGAGUGUUUGGCAUCUGGAAUACUUCUUCCUGGGGGACCAGGUCUUCAUGAUCCUUGUGAGAGGGAUCCAACUGAUGCAUUGAGUUAUAUGACAAUUCAGCAAAAAGAAGACAUUACACACAGUGCCCAGCAUGCACUCAGACUAUCAGCUUUUGGUCAGAUUUACAAAGUGCUGGAGAUGGAUCCCCUCCCAUCUAAUAAGCCUUUCCAGAAAUAUUCCUGGUCUAUUACUGACAAAGAAGGUGCUGGUUCCUCAGCUCUCAAGAGACCUUUUGAAGAUGGAUUAGACGAUAAAGAUCCCAAUAAAAAGAUGAAGCGAAAUUUAAGGAAGAUUCUGGACAGUAAAGCAAUAGAUCUAAUGAAUGCCCUAAUGAGGCUAAACCAGAUCAGGCCUGGUCUCCAGUAUAAACUCUUAUCCCAGUCUGGCCCUGUUCAUGCGCCAGUCUUCACAAUGUCUGUAGAUGUGGAUGGCACAACAUAUGAGGCAUCAGGACCAUCUAAGAAAACAGCAAAACUUCAUGUAGCAGUGAAGGUUUUGCAGGCAAUGGGCUAUCCAACAGGCUUUGAUGCAGAUAUUGAAUGUAUGAGCUCCGAUGAAAAGUCAGAUAAUGAAGGCAAAAAUGAAACAGUGUCUUCAAACUCAAGCAAUAAUACUGGAAAUUCUACAACCGAAACCUCCAGUACCUUAGAGGUAAGAACUCAGGGCCCUAUCCUUACAGCAAGUGGUAAAAACCCUGUCAUGGAGCUCAAUGAAAAAAGAAGAGGUCUUAAAUAUGAACUCAUCUCUGAAACGGGUGGAAGCCAUGAUAAGCGAUUUGUUAUGGAGGUAGAAGUAGAUGGACAGAAAUUCCGUGGUGCAGGUCCAAAUAAGAAGGUAGCAAAAGCCAGUGCAGCAUUAGCUGCCCUGGAGAAACUAUUUUCUGGACCCAAUGCAGCAAAUAAUAAGAAAAAGAAGAUUAUUCCUCAGGCCAAGGGUGUAGUAAAUACAGCUGUGUCGGCAGCUGUCCAGGCAGCUCGGGGGAGAGGAAGAGGAACCCUUGCAAGAGGAGCUUUUGUUGGCGCUGCAGCUGCUCCUGGUUACAUAGCUCCAGGUUACGGCACACCCUAUGGCUAUAGCACAGCUGCUCCAGCCUAUGGUUUACCCAAGAGAAUGGUUCUGUUGCCCGUUAUGAAAUUCCCAACCUAUCCAGUUCCCCACUACUCAUUCUUUUAGCAAAUGGCUGAAGCUAAUUCCUAUUGAUUGAGCAACAAUCCAGUCCAGUCCCGAAUAUUAGAAGAGAGAACAAGCCUUUUUAUCCGGUUUCCUUUGAACAUAUAACUUGCGCAAAAAUGAUUUGUAAAGAACAUCUUUUCCUACUUUUGAUUUUUUGAUUUUAACAAAUGCAAAUUUAGUUCUCUAAAACUUGAAAAAAGUAUACAUAUACCUUCCAUUCCCUCACCCCCCCCCAAAAAAAAACCCCACAAAAAACAAACCACCCAGUUCUGUGAAACGUUACCUCAUUUUCCGAUAAUAACUUAUACCAGCCCUUCUGUUCUAGGGAAAAACUAGCCGCUCAAACUUUGUUUUAAAUGAAGUCUCAGAUUAUGUAAAAUUAAAUUUGUGAAGGAUGUAUAGACUAUAAAACAAGGAUCACAAAUAAACUGUUUUUGUUGUAACACAGA